GCGCUGCAGCCAUGGCGGGCGGCGCGCGGCUGCUCUGGGUGUCGCUAUUGGUGCUGCUAGCGCUGCUCGGGCCGCAGCCGGGACAGAGCCAGACGCGAGAGCGCCUCCGCGUGCGCUUUACCCCAGCGGUGUGCAGCCUGCGCUGCGUCCAUGGGCCCACCGGCCCUCGCUGUACCCCGAUCUGCGCGCCCCGCAACACCACCAGCGUGGACAGCGGCGCGCCCGGCGGGGCGGCCCCGGGGGGACCCGGCUUCCGCGCCUUCCUGUGUCCCUUGAUCUGUCACAACGGUGGUGUGUGCAUGAAGCCCGACCGCUGCCUCUGUCCCCCGGACUUCGCUGGCAAGUUCUGCCAGUUGCAUUCUUCCGGCGCCCGGCCCCCGGCCCCAGCCAUGCCAGGCCUCACCCGCUCGGUGUACACCAUGCCACUGGCCAACCACCGCGAUGAUGAGCACGGAGUGGCGUCUAUGGUGAGCGUCCACGUGGAGCACCCGCAGGAGGCGUCCGUGGUGGUGCACCAGGUGGAGCGUGUGUCUGGCCCUUGGGAGGUGGCGGGCGCCGAGGCAGUGGCGCGGGCUGAGGCAGCAGCGCGGGCGGAGGCAGCAGCACCCUACACGGUGCUGGCACAGAACGCUCCCCGCGAGGACAGCUACUCAGACGCCUCCGGCUUCGGUUACUGCUUUCGGGAGCUACGCGGAAGUGAAUGCGCGUCCCCGCUGCCGGGGCUCCGGACGCAGGAAGUCUGUUGCAGAGGGGCCGGCGUGGCCUGGGGCGUUCACGACUGUCAGUCAUGCUCGGAGCACCUGGGGAACUCCCACCGAGUGGGAGCUCCAGAUGGUCCGUGUCCAACUGGCUUUGAAAGGGUUAAUGGGUCUUGCGAAGAUGUGGAUGAAUGCACCACUGGUGGGCGCUGCCAGCACGGGGAGUGUGCGAACACGCAUGGUGGGUACACGUGCGUGUGCCCUGAUGGCUUCCUGCUGGACUCAUCCCGCAGCAGCUGCAUCUCCCAACAUGUGAUCUCAGAGGCCAAGGGGCCCUGCUUCCGCGUGCUCCGCGAUGGGGGCUGCUCGCUGCCCAUUCUGCGCAACAUAACCAAACAGAUCUGCUGCUGUAGCCGUGUGGGCAAAGCCUGGGGUCGGGGCUGCCAGCUCUGCCCACCCUUCGGCUCAGAGGGUUUUCGGGAGAUCUGCCCUGCUGGCCCUGGCUACCACUACUCAGCCUCUGACCUCCGUUACAACACCAGACCCCUGAGCCAGGAGCCACCCCGAGUGUCUCUCAGCCAGCCCCGUGCCCCACCUUCCACCCCUCGGUCACCCACAGGCUUUCUGCCCACCCAUCGCCCAGAACCUCGGCCUGAGCCCCGGCCAGGCCCUGAGCUUCCCCCACCCAGCAUCCCAGCCUGGACUGGUCCUGAGGUCCCCGAAUCAGGUCCUUCCACGGGCAUGUGUCAGCGCAAUCCCCAGGUCUGCGGCCCGGGACGCUGCAUCCCACGGCCCAGUGGCUACACUUGCGCCUGUGAUUCCGGUUUCCGGCUCAGCCCACAGGGCACACACUGCAUCGACUUGGACGAAUGUCGCCGCGUGCCCCCACCCUGUGCGCCCGGGCGCUGUGAAAACACGCCAGGCAGCUUCCGUUGCGUGUGCGGCCUAGGCUUCCGAGCCAGCCCGCGGGCUACGGAGUGCCUGGACGUGGACGAGUGCCGCCGCGUGCCGCCGCCCUGUGACCGGGGGCACUGCGAAAACACACCAGGCAGCUUCCUGUGCGUGUGCCCUGCUGGGUACCAGGCUGCGCCCCACGGAGCAGGCUGCCAGGAUGUGGAUGAAUGCAUCCAGAACCCAGGCUUCUGUGGCCGAGGGGCCUGUGAGAACCUGCCCGGCUCUUUCCGCUGUGUUUGCCCAGCUGGCUUCCGGGGCGCAGCGUGUGAAGAGGAUGUGGAUGAGUGUGCCCAGGAGCCACCACCCUGUGGGCCAGGCCGCUGUGACAACACGGCAGGCUCCUACCACUGCGCAUGCCCUGCUGGCUUCCGAUCCCGAGGGCCAGGGGCCCCCUGCCAAGAUGUGGAUGAAUGUGCCCGUAGCCCCCCACCCUGCGCCUAUGGCCGGUGUGAGAACACAGAAGGCAGCUUCAAGUGUGUCUGUCCAACGGGCUUUCAACCCAACUCUGCUGGCUCCAAGUGCGAGGAUGUGGAUGAGUGUGAGAACCACCUGGCGUGUCCUGGGCAGGAGUGUGUAAACUCACCUGGCUCCUUCCAGUGCAGGGCUUGUUCUGCUGGCUACCACCUGCACCGUGGUCAAUGUACUGACGUGGACGAAUGCAGUUCGGGCGCCUCCUGCGGCCCCCAUGGCCACUGCACUAACACCGAAGGCUCGUUUCACUGCACCUGCGCGCCUGGCUACCGGGCACCACCUGGCCGGCCUGGGCCCUGUGCAGACGUGAAUGAAUGCCUUGAGGGCGACUUUUGCUUCCCCCACGGCGAGUGCCUCAACACCGACGGCUCCUUUGCCUGUACUUGUGCCCCCGGCUACCGGCCCGGACCCCGCGGAGCCUCUUGUCUCGACGUGGACGAAUGCAGCGAGGAGGACCUCUGCCAGAGCGGCAUCUGUACCAACACCGACGGCUCCUUCGAGUGCGUCUGUCCUCCGGGACACCGCGCCGGCCCAGACCUCGCCUCCUGCCUUGAUGUGGACGAAUGUCGCGAGCGGGGCCCGGCCCUGUGCGGCUCCCAGCGUUGCGAGAAUUCCCCCGGCUCCUACCGCUGUGUCCGCGACUGCGACCCCGGCUACAACGCGGGCCCUGAAGGCACCUGCGACGAUGUGGACGAGUGCCAAGAAUAUGGCCCAGCAAUUUGCGGAGCCCAGCGCUGUGAAAACACCCCUGGCUCCUACCGCUGCACGCCGGCCUGCGACCCUGGCUACCAGCCCACGCCUGGGGGCGGAUGCCAGGAUGUGGAUGAAUGCCGGAACCGGUCCUUCUGCGGGGCCCAUGCCGUAUGCCAGAACCUGCCUGGCUCCUUCCAGUGCCUCUGUGACCAGGGCUACGAGGGGGCGCGGGACGGGCGUCACUGCGUGGAUGUGAAUGAAUGUGAAACACUGCAGGGCGUGUGUGGAACUGCCCUGUGUGAGAACGUGGAGGGCUCCUUCCUCUGUGUCUGCCCCACCGGUCCUGAGGAGUUUGACCCCAUGACUGGACGCUGUGUUCCCCCACGGACUGCUGGCACAUUCCCAGGCCCGCAGCCCCAAGCACCCGCCAGCCCUGGUCUGCCUGCCAGGCCACCCCCACCAGCCCCGCCCCGCCGGCCCAGCCCACCUCGGCAGGGACCUGUGGGCAGUGGGCGCCGGGAGUGCUACUUUGACACAGCAGCUCCAGACGCCUGUGACAACAUCCUGGCUCGGAAUGUGACCUGGCAGGAGUGCUGCUGCACUGUGGGCGAGGGCUGGGGCAGUGGCUGCCGCAUCCAGCAGUGCCCGAGCACUGAGACAGCUGAGUACCAGUCACUGUGUCCCCACGGCAGGGGCUACUUGGCGCCUGGAGGAGACCCCAGCCACAGAAGAGACGUGGACGAGUGCCAGCUGUUCCGAGACCAGGUGUGCAAAAGUGGUGUGUGCGUGAACACGGCCCCAGGUUAUUCGUGUUAUUGUAGCAACGGCUACUACUACCAUGCCCAGCGCCUGGAGUGUAUCGAUAAUGACGAGUGCGCGGACGAGGAGCCGGCUUGUGAAGGGGGCCGCUGCGUCAACACCGUGGGUUCUUAUCACUGCACAUGCGAGCCCCCACUGGUGCUGGACGGCUCGCGGCGCCGCUGCGUCUCCAACGAGAGCCAGAGUCUCGAAGACAACCUGGGAGUGUGCUGGCAGGAAGUAGGGGCUGACCUCGUGUGCAGUCGCCCUCGGCUGGACCGCCAGGCCACCUACACAGAGUGCUGCUGCCUCUAUGGGGAGGCCUGGGGCAUGGACUGUGCCCUCUGCCCUGCCCAGGACUCAGAUGACUUUGAGGCCCUGUGCAAUGUGCUGCGCCCCCCUGCAUAUGGUCCCCCGCGGCCAGGUGGCUUUGGACUCCCCUACGAGUAUGGUCCAGACCUAGGUCCACCUUAUCAGGGCCUUCCAUAUGGGCCUGAGCUGUACCCACCACCUGUGCUACCCUAUGACCCCUACCCACCACCACCUGGGCCCUUCGCCCGCCGAGAGGCCCCCUAUGGGGUGCCACCCUUCGACAUGCCCGACUUCGAGGAUGACGGUGGUCCCUAUGGCGAAUCUGAGGCUCCUGCUCCGCCCGGCCCGGGCACCCGCUGGCGCUAUCGGUCCCGUGACACUCGUGGCUCCUUCCCAGAGCCUGACGAACCACGUGAAGGUGGAGGCUAUGCCGGCGCCCUGGCUGGCCCCUACGAGGGGCUGGAGGCAGAGGAGUGCGGGAUCCUGGAGGGCUGUGCUCACGGCCGCUGCGUGCGCGUCCCAGAGGGCUUCACUUGCGACUGCUUCGACGGCUACCGCCUGGACAUGACCCGCAUGGCCUGCGUCGACAUCAACGAGUGUGAUGAGGCCGAGGCGGCUGCUCCGCUCUGCAUCAACGCGCGCUGCGUCAACACCGAUGGCUCCUUCCGCUGUAUCUGUCGCUCUGGAUUCGCACCCUCGCACCAGCCGCACCACUGCGCGCCCGCCCGGCCUCGGGCCUGAGCCCGGGCAGCUCCCGCCGCCCUUCCCGCGCCUGCGCACGCGGGCUUCCUGCGGUGCUCUCACGCCUGCCCGCUUGCGCGCAGGCGCAUAGGGAUGCCGGACCAGAGGGUGAACGACUGAUCGACCGAUGGAAGUGGGGAUGCCCUUCACUGCUCCCGUCACCCCCAGCCCCUCUACCGACGCCGCAGGCCCGGGCCUAGCCCACGGCCCCCUUCAUAUUUCCGCUCCUUUUUAUAAAAGUUUUCAAUUAAAAAAACACCUAUUUUGUACCUUC
Molossus molossus (Pallas's mastiff bat) is the source of this 4941-nucleotide messenger RNA. RefSeq names its product latent transforming growth factor beta binding protein 4 (gene LTBP4). Lineage: Eukaryota; Metazoa; Chordata; Mammalia; Chiroptera; Molossidae. The record is from RefSeq and is a predicted model, not a curated record. Gene Ontology annotation, molecular function: calcium ion binding. The transcript has 30 exons. Bases 12 to 4667 code for a protein of 1551 amino acids.